CCGACUAGGGCCACGCCGGCCGGUCCCGCCUCUCGCCAACUGCUUCCGGGUCGCGGCAGGCCUCGUUUCCGGAGUAAGAUGGCGGCCACGGAGGAGGAGCGGCUGGCGGCGGGGAGCGGGGAGGGAGAGCGGCUGGACUUUCUGCGGGACCGUCACGUGCGGUUCUUCCAGCGCUGUCUCCAGGUCUUGCCCGAGCGCUACUCUUCGCUGGAGACCAGCAGGUUGACAAUUGCGUUUUUUGCUCUCUCCGGGCUGGAUAUGUUGGACUCCUUAGAUGUGGUGAACAGAGGUGAUAUAAUAGAGUGGAUUUACUCCCUGCAGGUCCUCCCCACAGAAGACAGAUCAAACCUAAAUCGCUGUGGUUUCCGAGGCUCUUCCCACCUGGGAAUCCCAUUCAACCCUUCCAAGAAUCCUGGAACAGCUCAUCCUUACGAUAGUGGACAUAUAGCAAUGACCUACACUGGCCUUUCGUGUUUAGUAAUCCUUGGAGAUGACUUAAGCCGUGUAAACAAAGAAGCUUGCUUAGCCGGCCUGAGAGCCCUGCAGCUGGAAGAUGGAAGUUUCUGUGCUGUUCCAGAAGGCAGUGAGAAUGACAUGCGGUUUGUGUACUGUGCAUCCUGCAUUUGUUAUAUGCUCAACAACUGGUCGGGCAUGGAUGUGAAGAAGGCCAUCAGCUACAUACGGAGAAGUAUGUCCUACGACAAUGGGCUGGCACAGGGAGCUGGACUAGAAUCUCAUGGAGGAUCAACUUUCUGUGGCAUUGCCUCUCUGUGUCUGAUGGGGAAACUAGAAGAGGUGUUUUCAGAAAAGGAGCUGAACAGGAUAAAGAGGUGGUGCAUCAUGCGGCAGCAGAAUGGCUACCACGGAAGACCCAACAAGCCGGUGGACACUUGCUACUCCUUCUGGGUGGGAGCGACUCUAAAGCUUCUGAAAAUUUUCCAGUACACUAACUUUGAGAAGAAUAGAAAUUACAUCUUGUCAACUCAAGACCGCCUUGUAGGGGGGUUCGCCAAGUGGCCAGACAGCCAUCCAGAUGCUUUGCAUGCGUAUUUCGGGAUCUGCGGGCUCUCUCUCAUGGAGGAAAGCGGGAUCUGCAAAGUCCAUCCGGCCCUGAAUGUCAGCACACGGACUUCGGAGCGCCUUCGUGACCUCCAUCGCGCUUGGAAAAGCCAGGGCUAUGCUCCAAGCUCCGUGCACGUUGAGACGUGACGGCGGCAGGCGGGGUCGUAGCACAGCUGUGUAGCGCAAAGUUAGAAGCCAUGGGGGUGCUGAGAGCCACGCCAAGAGGCACCACUUCCGGAUGCGGGUUUGAGCCAACAACCUUGCUACAAAGCUUCAAGAAAGCUUUCCUUGAAGUUUGAACCACAACCAUAGAUAUUGUUUGGUUCUUAGAUGUUUAUACUGUAUUUUUAAGAAAUUCUUUGAGGCAAAUUAACUAUGGAGGUAAGUUAUCUUUUUAAAACUCUUCAGUACAAAUUAUAUCUUAAAAUAUGGACACAGAUCUUCAGAACAAGUUUACACUUCACUCAGCAUUGAUAAUCCUCAAGUGACAGUGACUCUUUAAGAAUCUUGGCGGUAAUGGUUAGGGAAAAGAUUGCUUUCGUGAAUUAUGUGUCAGGAUCAUUCUUCAAAAGAAAAUCCCAUAAUUCUUUUAGAAAAAAGAAUGGCUUAUUUUGUUUUAUUCCUCUGUGCCAAUUACACUUUUGUGGCCUAUAUAAAUGAAAUUAAUUGUUUAUAAUAAGAAUAAAUAGGCGCAACUAAUACUUUAGUUUUCUAAACGGAAAUUGUUUUAAGAGGACUAUUAUGUAAAUGAAAAGUAACUUGACUGAUUAUGGAUGAGAAAGUUUUAUGCUCUGUGAGUCUUUAAGACAUUGCUGGGGUGAGCAUCUAUGUUUUGGGGUUUUGAAUCUGAAUUACUCAGCCUUUUGAGGGCAAUGGGGAGGAGACACUUUCUUUUCUAAAAGGAAAGACAUUGAGUGUUUUUAUUUUUCUGAGGUUUUUGAUACUGUAAAUUAUAUUUGUUCUUUUAUAACUAAGUAAUUUUUAGCCAUUUGGAGAUUUUCUUCCUUUUUUAAAAAAAGAAAUGUUAUUGCUCUCAGUGUGUUAGCUGCUCUAAUUUCAAAUUUCCAGGUUGAGCAUCCUUAACUUCAAAAUUCAAACUCUGAAAUGCUCUGAAAUCCAAACUUUUGCAUACCUACAGGACACCCCAAGUGUAAAGUUUCACAGACAAAAAAAUGCAGGCAUGCUGAGAAGCUAUUCAUAACUUAAAUCAGCUUUGCAUUUAACCUUGGAUCCUGUGAUGAGAUACAGUGUUGAUUAUGGACAACCCAAGUCUUAAACCCUUCUGGUCUCAAGCAUUUUGGAUAAGGGAUGCUCAAUCUAUAGUAAUUUUUUUUUCUUUUCAAUUUAAUUAAGAAUUCAAAUACAAAAAGGAAACCACUCAAGUAAACUUAAUGGUGCGGCUCCAUACAUGUCAUUUCUCUUUUUACAUUUCAAGUAAGUGGUAGGGAGCUAGAACCCUUUAGAAUUUAAGAACUUUAAUUUGCUUUAAUCCAUUGUUUUGUAUUCAUUCUGUUAACUAUUGUCCUAAAGGAGCUGGGGUAGAAACUGCUGUACAUGGGUAACCCACUCGGCAAACGCCACAGCCUUCACCCAGGAGCAGUCAGACAGGAGUCCGGUUCUGAAAUGAGAAAAUUUCCUCACCAGGGGAGCCGGGUUUAUUCAUCAGUUCUAGUAAUAAUAAAAAAUUGAAUGAUUCCACAGACCUCAACAAAAACUAAAUGACUAGUAUCACUAAAUAUUGUAUUUUUAAUUUGCUUUCUAAGCCAUGCCCUAAAAGAAAAAUCCUUCUAAACGGAAACGUGGGCACUUGGACAAACAAUUUGCUUAUGAUUGGCAUGCUUAGUUUUAAACCUGAUUUUACAAAGUCCUGAGUGUUUUGGGGGGGAAGUAGUGGUUAGUAAGAGCAGGUGAUGGUAUUAUAUGGUGAAUACUUGCCAGCCUGUGCAAAGCCUGGCUUUGAUCACCAGACAGGAAGAGAAGUUAAAAGCGUGAUUAGAAAUUUCCCAUCAGUGGGAGAAAAUGAUUUUAUUCUUUAGUUAUUCCACUUGCUUCUAUUUCAGUCCUGGAAAAUUCACACAUGGCCAUAUCAGGCUAAGUUAUCACCUAGAUACGGAGACCCUGGCCCUGGGAUACACCAAAACCGUUCCUAAAUUGCCAUCUAUGGUAGAAGUUAAGAGCAGUGAGAUGAG
Messenger RNA from Perognathus longimembris pacificus (Pacific pocket mouse), 3251 nucleotides. It is a transcript of the gene Pggt1b, whose product is annotated as protein geranylgeranyltransferase type I subunit beta. Gene Ontology annotation, molecular function: CAAX-protein geranylgeranyltransferase activity. The transcript has 9 exons. Gene Ontology annotation, biological process: protein geranylgeranylation. The record is from RefSeq and is a predicted model, not a curated record. NCBI's taxonomy places the organism in Eukaryota, Metazoa, Chordata, Mammalia, Rodentia, Heteromyidae. Gene Ontology annotation, cellular component: CAAX-protein geranylgeranyltransferase complex. Bases 79 to 1209 code for a protein of 376 amino acids.